Messenger RNA from Chaetomium strumarium, 2429 nucleotides. RefSeq lists its product as uncharacterized. The record is from RefSeq and is a predicted model, not a curated record. Gene Ontology annotation, biological process: regulation of DNA-templated transcription. The coding region runs from base 452 to 2044 and encodes 530 amino acids. The transcript is spliced from 2 exons. NCBI's taxonomy places the organism in Eukaryota, Fungi, Ascomycota, Sordariomycetes, Sordariales, Chaetomiaceae. Gene Ontology annotation, molecular function: DNA-binding transcription factor activity, RNA polymerase II-specific; zinc ion binding.
UGCGGUAAACUGUAUCGACAACAGCAGGCACGGGAGAGGUUGGUGUGGAAGCCCCCACCACCCAAGGACAGGCGCCGGCGGCGCAGGCCAUGCCGCUCCGCUCCUCUUCCUGCUCAGCUGCUCAAAGGCAGGAUUGGACAGGGGCAAGUUAAGUUGCGCUCAACCAUCCCGGCUAGUGCAGUCGAACCCCGGCGAGCCAGGUGGAGCGGAUCUCGACCCCUGCCCCGAGUUCCUGAGAGCGAGGACGAGCACAUAUGUACGGAACCGCUUCCUCUGAGAUUGCCGAAAGGAUUGUGACCAGGCUCGACUGUCAGCUCAACUCGCAGACUUGCAGACGCGCAAGCGACGAAAUCAAACCUCCGCUAACAUACAGCCAAACUGAAGGUUCUGCAAGCGUCAGCAAGCGUCAGCAAGCGUCAGCAAGCGUCAGCAAGCGUCAGCGUAGUACAUCAUGACCGCGUCACUGACACACGCGCGGGCUUUUGACCCGGUACCGCCUCCCAUGCCUCGCAGGCAGUCGUGCGACCGCUGCCAUGAACAGAAGGUCCGCUGUGUCACCGAAGGAGCCGAUGGCGCCUUGACCCUCGGAGGCAUCGCCGAGGAGAAUGCGUCGAGCCUGAGCGGACAUGUGGUUUCGUCGGUGCCGUGUGUCCGUUGCAGGAAGGCCGGGGCAGUCUGCAUAUACAGCCCUCAGCUACGGUCCGGUCGCCCGAGGCUCCGCCGAGACUCGAGUGCGCCUCCGCCGCGCAAGAAGCCACGGCAGGUGUCAAGGUGUUCCUCUUCCUCUUCGCUGUCUUCUACCUGGUCUCAAUCCACCUUCUCGCCGUCAUCCGUAUCUCGGCCGUCCACUGCAGCCACCUUCUCCUCGGCUGGCAUUGGCUUGGGCAUCCUUGAGCACCCAAACGAGCCUGUUCACGAGCAUAAUGCUCCCCCGAUACAGCCUCUCUUUUCGCCUCCUGCAACAGCGCCGCUCUGUGAGCUAGCGAGCCAGCACGGCUCGACGUUGGAGGGCCCGCCGCCUCCCUCCGGCCAGUGGCUGAUGUCUCCGUUCAGCUCCGGCAGCAAUCAUCAAUUCCAGUCUGGCAUGUGCCAACUGGCGUCUUUCUCAGAAACUCUGCCUGAUCCGACCAUCCCAUGUGGUCCUCUUUAUCCGAGUUCUGACCCCCAGGGCUCCUCGCCGGCGGAGAAGCUCAUCGGGAACCAUCCAUGGGUCUGCCCCAGCCCUCCCAGCCCUCCCGAUUACUCGCUCGGGGAGUUGGCGCAGAUCAGUUUGCGCGUUCAUCUCGCUAGCCGCGUGCUGGCUUCCUCGGCCAGGACAUUGGCCACGUUGUCAUCGCCAGCGGUCAACGACGUGGUGGAGGCGGCUUGCUCGUUGGUCAACUUCGUGGACCGUUAUGCGCAGAAGCGACCGGCGCCGCUCUCACCGCCGCCGGUGGAAGGGGGGAUGCCGGUGCAUGGGAGCAUCGAACGCCCCGCCAUGACGGGCUUUGAUUCGCCGUAUCCCGGCGUCUGUUCGGUUACCGACCAAGCGUUGGACUCUUCAAUUCGGCUCAUGAUACACUCGUGUCACCAAGCGAUCCUGGGCGUCUUCGAGGAAAUGACAGUCUCCUCCCUGCUUCUCCUAGCAGAGCCGCAACAGCCCACACCACCCAGGACGCCGCCACACGCGGGGGCUUUCCAGCCAUACAACACCCAGAUCAUGGUUAUGAUGAAUCAAAUAAGCAACCUCCUGAGCCAGCUGGAUCGCGCCAUCCUGUCGCUCUCGGGGACGCCAAACGCUCACCAGUCUCAACGCCACAACUCGGUGCCGCUGACGACGGCAAUGUUCCGCCAGAGCACGCCAACAGAAUACGGGCUACCACGAGACAUCGACGGGCAUUUUGAACCCCCUCCCGAUGCACUACGCCAAAGGGAACACGGCGCGUGGCGGCAGACCGCCACUGGCUCGCUCUUCACCGAGAUGGAGCAGAGACAGCUAAGAGUGAGAUCACAAGUGAAAGCAGUCGAGAGCUUGCUGAUGAGACAGUCGCAUGUAAUAGUAUAAACCAGAAAGGUCGGUCAUGUAAUUCAGUUCGAGCCUGCACCCGCAGACAUUGCGUAAAAUUCCAUCUUAAGAACUACCAACGUACCAAUUUUCCCCAACCGUGAACCAUGUGUCUUUUUAGGCCACCCCAGACUAAGAAGAAGGAUUUUAACGACCGUGCAACAGAACGAUGGACCAGUUACUCAACAGCCCCGCAAUCUUGGUUCCGACGCCUGUCGGGAAGACGGAAACUUAUGCCCAGCAACCGAGCAAGCCUGAGGUGUGUGGGCGGGCUUCGGGUGCGUUUGCGUUUAGGUGUCGGGCUUGACCGAACAUACAACCUGUAGGAGGGUUGGUGUCCGUAGCCCUUAUUAGCUCCGGCACCAUUAAGACUCAUGGAAACUGC